AUGAAUCAUAAUAAAAGACCUUUUGGAGGAGGUUUCAACAGAAACUCACAAGGAGGAUUACAAGUUGACAAGUUUCUCAGACAAAACUCUCCUUCAACAAGAUAUAUCCCAGUAAAGAAAAAUUUAUUAAAUGCACAAGAUUCCAGAGUUAGAUCAAAAUAUGAAAAUAAGAAAAUGAUAACUGAUCAAUUCAAAAAUAAUCAAAAUAACAAAAAUGAUAUAGAAGAUGAUCCAAUGUCAAGAUUUGCACUUGGAGCAGCGAAAACAAAUACAGAUGAAUUUGAUAGCCGAAGAAAUAGAAAAAAAAAUAAUAACAAAAAACCAAAACAACCAAUAAUAGAACCAAAAAAUGAAAACGAUAAUCAAGAUGAUGAAACAAAUCAAGACAAUCAAGUUGAUGAUCAAACCACCACCGCCACCACCACCACCACCACAUCUACCACAACCACCACCAAUACUACCAUCAAACCAAGACAAAAAUCUGUUAAAACAAGAAUUGAAGAAGCUCAUAAAGAAUUUAUAAAAGAAAAGACUGAAAGAGAACAAAAGAGAACAGAAUUUGAAAAGAAAAAAGUAGAGAUUAAACAAAAUAUACAAAAGAAAAAGAGAGACUCAGGAAAAUUUUUACAGAAAACCAAACGUGGUCAACCAAAUGUUGAAUAA
This is a messenger RNA of Cavenderia fasciculata, 663 nucleotides long. RefSeq lists its product as uncharacterized. The record is from RefSeq and is a predicted model, not a curated record. The coding region runs from base 1 to 663 and encodes 220 amino acids. Lineage: Eukaryota; Evosea; Eumycetozoa; Acytosteliales; Cavenderiaceae. The transcript is spliced from 4 exons.